Messenger RNA from Arachis duranensis, 1545 nucleotides. Its product is annotated as auxin-responsive protein IAA8. Lineage: Eukaryota; Viridiplantae; Streptophyta; Magnoliopsida; Fabales; Fabaceae. Gene Ontology annotation, molecular function: protein binding. Gene Ontology annotation, cellular component: nucleus. Bases 239 to 1324 code for a protein of 361 amino acids. The record is from RefSeq and is a predicted model, not a curated record. The transcript has 7 exons. Gene Ontology annotation, biological process: regulation of DNA-templated transcription.
UAUUCUUUUCAUUCAUUCCCGUUUUCAACACAGUUUCUCUCAUCUUGUUGCUUUCUUCUUAAUGGAAGGACCUUAAACCUCUCUCUCUCUCUCUCUCUCUCUUCUUCGCACUGUGUUUGUUACUUCUCUCUGCAUUUCGCCGAAAAGUUGCAUUGUACAAGAACUGGUUUCCUUCGGCGUUUGAUCUGCAACCAAACCUUGUUUCGUUUCGUUAGCUUGAUUGUGUCUCUGGACUCUGAUGUCUCCGCGGGCGCUGGCUCUGGUUUCAGAGGACGAAGGACAGAGCAAAGUCUCGACGGUAGCUUCUGCAUCUUCACAAUCCCUGGACUGUUUCUCCCAAAGUGGGGGUAGAGGAUUGAAAGAGCGAAAUUACCUUGGGUUGUCUGAUUGCUCAUCAGUGGACAGCUCCAAUUCUGCUGUCCCAAGCUUGUCUGAUGAGAAGAAGGGCAACCUGAAUUUGAAGGCUACUGAAUUGAGGCUGGGACUCCCUGGAUCCCAGUCGCCUGAACGGCAUCCGGAUGUAGAUGUGUUCUCUUUGAGCUCAUCGAAGCCCGAUGAGAAGCCGUUGUUCCCUUUGCUUCCAAUGAAAGAUGGUAUCUGCUCGUCGUCCCAGAAGAAUGUUGCUGUGUUGGGAAACAAAAGGGGUUUUGCUGAUACCAUAGAUGGAUUUUCUCAGGGGAAGUUUGCUGGUAAUACAGCAAUAAGUGCAAUGUUAUCACCUAGAUCUUCUGGUCUACAGCCUACUGCGACGAAGGAAAUGCCAAAGGUGUUACAAGAACAGCCAUGUGCAGCUAAUGGAACUGGUCUAAAUAGCCAUACGGGUCCUUCUGCCAGUGCCAGUGCCCCAGCUUCUAAGGCGCAGGUCGUUGGUUGGCCUCCUAUAAGAUCAUUUAGGAGAAAUUCAAUGGCAACCGCAUCAAAGAACAAUGAUGAAGUGGAUGGAAAACCUGGUUUGGCCGCACUCUUUGUGAAGGUCAGCAUGGAUGGUGCUCCCUAUCUCAGGAAGGUGGAUCUCAGAAGUUAUGCAUCCUAUCAGGAACUAUCUUCUGCCCUUGAGAAGAUGUUCACUUGUUUUACCCUAGGUCAGUGUGGCUCCCAUGGAUCUCCAGGAAGAGAAAUGUUGAGUGAAAGCAAGCUGAGGGACCUUCUGCAUGGUUCAGAGUAUGUCCUCACUUACGAGGAUAAAGAUGGGGAUUGGAUGCUUGUAGGGGACGUACCUUGGGAGAUGUUCAUAGACACUUGCAAAAGGCUGAAAAUCAUGAAGGGUUCUGAUGCAAUUGGUUUAGCUCCCAGGGCCAUGGAGAAGUCCAAGAGCAGGUGUUAGAUGCUGUAUCCAGAUGUUUGGAAGUGAUGACUGCCGUUUUUUGUGAAUUAAAGAUGUUUAGUUCUGGAUUACCUAUGUUUCUAAGUCCAUUAAGAGUUUGUGUUUAUCUGUUUGUUAUAUUUGUUAUCUUAUGAGGCUACCUUGGUAGAUUUAGUGUUUGUGGAAUCUGUAAUCAUUAUAGGAACCUGUCUUGGAUGAAUCGAAUGCCUUUUACAACUUAA